Messenger RNA from Erythranthe guttata (spotted monkey flower), 1088 nucleotides. RefSeq lists its product as uncharacterized. Lineage: Eukaryota; Viridiplantae; Streptophyta; Magnoliopsida; Lamiales; Phrymaceae. The record is from RefSeq and is a predicted model, not a curated record.
AAAAAUAAUAAUAAUAACAUAGCAAAAUUCGUGUAAAUAUCUCUUCAUUCGGCUUUAUCCUCCAUCACAAUCUUCCCUCAUUAUUUCACCUUAAUUUACGCAUUCCCCCUGAAGCUAAAACCCCUGCCAAAACCCUCACAAACCCUUUUGAGGUGUUUCCCUCACAAUCCAACAACAAUGAACACCAACGGCGGUUCCUCCUUCAGCUCCUCCUCCGCCGCCACCCCUAACUUCGACAACCUCCUCCUCCAAUCCCUCAUGUCUCGCCUCCAGCUCCGGCCUCCCAACCUCCACGCGCCGCCGCCGCCCUCCUUCGCCGCCGAUAAAACGCUCGAGGAACUCCUCUUCUCCGACCUGCUCGUCAACCUAUCGGAAUCCGAUUCCGAUUCCGAAGGCGGCGAGAGCUCCUCCACCUCUUCCAAAACUCAGCUCGCCAGAGAAGAGUCCAAGCUCGAAAAGGAGAUCAUCCGUACGGUCCUCAGCGGCGAAAUCGAAAAACUGAAACCGAAUUCCGGCCAGGCUACUUCGAUCGGUGAGCACCAUGUCUGCGUAGGGUUUCAAGAGGAGACGGGGUCGGAUUAUCGGGUGUGGGAGUGGCAUGGGCAUAUUAUGCUGUUUGAUGAGGAGAAUGGAUAUACAGCUGAGUAUACUUACGGUAACUACUUUGAGAGAGUCGGUGCAUCAAAGAGGAAAAUGAAAACCGAAGAAUCUACGAAAAAGGAGACUGAAGAAGAAGAUGAUGAUGAUGAUGAUGAUGAUGAAAAAGAGGCGGAGGCGGAGAAGGUGGGGAAUUUGGGGUUGAAAGAUCUGAUUGAAAGCGGAGAUUCGGUCAACGGACGGAUUCUUCAUCGCAACAUAAACCCUAAUUCUGGAUCGCCAAGGUUCUAGAUGGGACGAUUCUCGAAAUCAGAAUAAAGAACGUUGUGUGGGAUGAAGAUGAAAGCACACCACCAUAGCCAAACUUUUUGUGCUUUGCUUGAGCUGUUUGCUCAAUUUGAUCCUUGUAUUUUAUUUUAUUUUUUUCAUACAAUAUUUCGAUUGAAAAUCUAUUAUAUUUUCACAAUCUAAAUUGAUCUUAACAAGAGCCA